Molecule: messenger RNA, 3934 nt
Organism: Carassius carassius (crucian carp)
Lineage: Eukaryota; Metazoa; Chordata; Actinopteri; Cypriniformes; Cyprinidae
Gene: iqch
Product: IQ motif containing H
Exons: 22
Coding region: 157-3324 (1055 amino acids)
Molecular function (GO): protein binding
Source: RefSeq, a predicted model, not a curated record
AACUGUGCUUAAGUGUGUUUACUCGUGGAGACUGUGCUGUCAUACGCGCCGUGUUGCCAUAGUUACAGUCAGACCUUUGUUUGGCAAAAUGUAAAACUUGGAAGGAAGCGUGAAGACACUAAAGCUUAAAUGUGACCUGAAUUAUUUAGUAGAAAAAUGGCCGACGUACUUAAAAAUAAGGACGAAGUUGGGCAUAUUUUAGUACAGGUGCAGGAUGAUUUAAGACAACUGAAAAAGAAUAUUGUUCGAUUGACUGUGCAAGAGAAUGGAGAGGUUUUGGACAUUCAAGCUUUGGAUGCAGCCAUCAGCAGGACCGAACAUGGAAUAAGGAGGCAUGCAGAAGAUCAUCUGAAAACCAUCAAUAAUCAGUUUUUGACCCUACCCUGUAUUGAAGAGCCUGAAAAGAAACCUGUCCCCGCCAAGCUUGUUAAAUGGCAGCCAUCAUAUGAGACAAUACCAAAUGCACGUCCUCUGAGAUGCCAGAUUCCUGGUCCAUCACCAGGGGAAAAGCACAAAUCAGCAUUUAUCAUGCGUCUGCUAAAUAACCCUUUUCACCCAAAGAACAAGGAGGUUGUGCAACAAAAUUAUGGGAUUCAGCUUCCUCACCUGCACAAGAGAGCUGGGGCCAGUGUUGGGACUCAAAGAUUGGUCGCUGGCUCCUCUUCGAGUUUCAAUGCAGUACGUGAAGGUCUGCAUAAACACCUACAGCCCAAACCACCACCCGAAUGUAGAGACAUGAAUGCAGGGCUGCUACCCUCAGCAGCUGACCUCUCUUCAGUGCAAACCCCAGUACAGCCCAAAGCUGUCCAUGUGCUCCAGAGAGAGGACAGUGACCAAAGUAAGACAGAGGAGUCAGAAAUGGCUUCAAAACUGGAGAUGGAUGUGAGCAGAGACAAAAUGGCUCUUGGAAGAUCAGGAACCGAGAGUCCAGCAUCCAGGACCAUAUACGCUCCUCCUCCUUCAGCUGCUUCUGCAAGCUCUGACAAUGGAGUACUGAAUCGUGGGAUAGCUCGACUCACCCCACUUAACCUGCAGAGCAUUCCAGUGCCAGCUGCCAUCAGCAAAUAUCCUUUCACCAUAGCUGAGGGUCAGAUUGACCCAGAUGAUCCUGACUACUGUAGGUUUAAAAAGCAAUACUGCCUCUACUGGGGUGCAAUGGUAGAGGCUUUGGACCAGCUGCAGCGGAUGCUAUUGGACUUUGCGGUGCCACUGGCUCGGGUGUGUGGGGAGCGUCUGGCAGUGUGCGUGCAGAGCGGUGAGCUUGACUGGAGAGACAGCAGGGGCCGGCGUGCCCAUGUGGAGAAGCUGCUCUCGGUGCUGGAGAACAGAGAUGAGGUAUGGGACCUGAUGUGUCAGCCUGGCCAGCGCUACAAAGGCAUUGAGGGGCAUCAGGCAGCGGCUGUGUGCAUCCAGACCUGCUGGAGGCGCUACUCUGCCCGUACCGCCUACCUGCUCCAACUCAGGCCCAAAUGGGCGGCACAAGUUAUUGCCAUAUCUCUGCUGAAACGUGCCAAACUGGGCUAUUUGAAAAAAAGUCUACAGGCCUCACGUGUCUGCCAACUGGAAAACUACCGCAUCAGGGCAGAGAAUCUGGCAGCCAACUGGAAACACAUCACCUCCACCAAAAGGACUAUCAUCCACAUCCCAUCAUUGGGAUAUUCCCAACACCAGAGGCUCAGUCUCAGGGGAUUUGAUGUCCUCCAGAAUACCCAGAUGGGCCGACUGUGUGAUAUUAGAGAUGAGAAUGUCGAGGUCAUCUAUGUGUCUCCGGUGCGCCUGGGUGAGGAUGUUCUCCAGUACUACACUCGCCUGCUGGGCCUGCAGACAGCCAUUGAGCUGGGUGACGCUUCUGCACCUGAGUCCCACUGUUCCAAACGCUUCACUGUCCUCAUGCCAGAAGCUCUGGAGUAUUUUCCAACCCGGAAUAUGUGUCUAGCUUCGCUCCUGAAGUACAGUCCUCGAACACUACAGCGCAUCAAGAAUUUGAUCCAGGGGAAGCAGGCCUACAUGAUCAGCGGUGUAACCCAUAUUGAUGACCUGGCUGUGGCAGAUGAGCUCGAAGUUCCACUUUUGGGAACAGAGCCUGAAGUGACCCAGCUAUACAGCACUAAAUCUGGGGGAAGAAGGAUCUUCAGUAGCGCAGGGGUCGACAUGCCACCAGGAAAGUGGGAUAUAUACACCCUGGAGCAGCUUCAUGAAGGUCUGGCCUGGCUGAUGACAGAACACAUGGAAGUCCAGCGAUGGCUCUUCAAGAUAGAUAGUGAAGUGGGUGGACAGGGAACGGCCUAUUGUGACACAUGCCACCUAAAGUGCCACCCAUGGGCACAGCAGGAGUUUAGCCACUAUGGGCCUGAACAGUGGAGAACAUCACAGUCUCAAAUAAAGGAGUCGGUGAUGAUCAAGUUCUUAGAGGAGAUUCCUCAUCUUUUGGCUUCGUAUGCACAUCCGGCCAACACAUCCUGCUAUGCCACAUGGACCUGUUUCCUAGAACACUUCCUCAAGGAAGGUGGAGUGAUAGAAGCCUUCCCGCCUUCAGAUAGUGUGACAUGUCUUACGGUGGAUCUUCUGCUGGAGCCAGGGGGAGAUGUUUGCAUGCUGUCCUGUGGAGAUCAACUGCGUGGGCCCAGUGGGUUGGAAGUGGUGGGCUGCACCAUACCUCAGACCUCCAUCUGCCCUGAGGUCUUACACUCCAUUUGCACUCGUGUGGGUCAGGCCUGUCAGCAGCGCUCCAUCAUGGGCCACAUAUCCCUAGAUCUAGUAACCUUCUUGGAUCCCAGCAACCUGGAACAGCAGGUAUGGGCUAUUGAUCUCGACCUGGGCUACAGUAACCAGUUGGCCAUGACACAGCUGAUGCUGAUGAUGACAAGGGGGACGCUGGACUGCCGCACCAGUAAAUUGGAGGUUCCUCCUCCAGUCAGAGACAAGAAGUCUUCUGUACGCAAUGCUAGAGUAAAGACCAAAGCUGAAACCUCAGUGACUAGUCGCUUUGCAGUGAUGUGCACCCGACUUCUUCACACCAAUCUUUCUUUGGUGUAUUAUAGCACAUUUUUUCUGAUGUGCAAAGCGCAGGGCAUAGGUUAUGAUGUCAAGGCAAGGCAAGGCACUGUAUUCGCCCUCCAUGAUAGCAGAGAUCGAAGAAGCCUUGGCAUGCUAAUAGCACACUCUUUAAGGCUGAGAGUUCUCAUUAAGCUCCUUACAGCCCCACAGCCAAACAAGAACAAUAUCAGAGGAUCUCCAGGGAGCUCUGCUGACCUUUACUCACAACCUGUCAAUCAUUCAUCAGGAAAUAUCAGCUCCAAAUAUGCAAGGAACAAGCAAUUUUAAGGACCUUAUCAAGGACAUUGAGGAAGUCCUGGGCAUGACCAUACAAAACCAAACCACAUCUCAAGAAGAAAAGGAGAUUACUGCAGCCGAAAACGAACAGUUAUAAUCUCAUAAACCUCACAGAACAACCCUAAAUUAAUCAACAUGCUUAUAGAGUAUCAUACAAUAGCAUUUACAUAUUCAGUUAUAAUUGCUGUUACCAAACAAUUCUAUAGAACUUAGUUAUAGCUGUAAAGUGGCUAACAUACAGUAACAUUAAAAGGAGAUACACACAUGUAUAAAUUAGCUUGAGUGGAUUUCUCCAUGACAUUUUUAGAUCACAUUGUUAUAGUGAUCUAAACUAUUGUACAUUUAUAUCUAGAAAGAUUUACAAUGUGAACAGGAUAAUUAAAUUUAAGUUUCGUGUGCCAUUAAUGACGUUUAGCUCUUAAUAGCUAGAGAUACAAGAGAGGGAUGUUGGUUAAUCAGUAAACUAUAUAAUGCAUACAUAUAAUAUAAUCACUUAACAAUAAUACAUUUUGAUUGUUUUUAACAGUAGCAACAUCCAGAUAAUAUGGUCGGAUCUGUUGUAAGUUAUUUCCAGAAAACCUUCAAUAAAUUGUAAACAUUU